Messenger RNA from Schistosoma spindalis, 1357 nucleotides. The record is from the annotation of a GenBank genome assembly. Lineage: Eukaryota; Metazoa; Platyhelminthes; Trematoda; Strigeidida; Schistosomatidae.
CGCCGCGAGAAGACAAUAAGUUGAACGUCCCUGGUAGUGACUUUAUACGCGUGAACAUUUCGAGAGAGAGUUUAUUUCAGUUCUAUGCGUUUUUAUUCUCAUUAUUCUUAUAUUGAACAUUCUCUUCCGUUAAAUAAGUUUAAAAUCUUGUUACAAAUUAACUGUCUAAGCUAUUAAUUACUGCUUUUCGUAUUUUUUUUUCAUUUCUAACAAUUUACUCUCAUGAUAUUGACCCUUUCGCUGUUUUUAAAUAAUUGAAGUUGAAAACGAUUUCGUUUCACGGGUAACCUCUGAAAUUCUUUAUUUUGUUAUUUUUCUUUUCUCGUUGUUGUGUCUAUUUAAGAUGACCGACCGUUGAUUGUACAACUUGCGUCAAAUGAUCCAUGUGAAUUUGCUAUAGCCACGGAAAUGCUUGCACCAUAUUGUGAUGGAAUUGAUUUAAAUUGUGGUUGUCCUCAACCCUGGGCGAUAGGUAGUGAAUUAGGAUCAGCCCUAUUAAAAAAGCCUGAAAAAAUUGCCAAUAUUGUACAUGCCGCUCGAAAUACAAUUCCCCGAUGGCGUAAUUCUCACAUGGAAAGUUGUAAAAUGUUAGACGAUAUAGAGGAUUCAAAUAAAAAUAACAAAGCAGAAAAGAAAUUUAGGUCUAUAACACGAUCUCAUGGUCCAUUCUCAAUUUCUGCUAAAAUUCGUAUACCAACUACAAGUGAUAGAUCUGUUGGAGAAGGAAGUUCAUGCGAUCCAAUCAAACUUACCGUUGAACUUGUCCGACGUUUAGCUGUAAUGGGUGUUGACUGGGUUACACUACAUGCAAGAACACCUCAACAACGUAGCAGGGACUGUGCUUCAUGGAAUGUGGUUCAAGAAUUGGUCAACUGUAAAAUUAAACAUUCUUACCUGGGUACUGAUAUCCCAAUAAUCCUGAAUGGUGAUGUCCGUGAACUAAACGAUGCAUAUUGUGCUCAGGAAAUGACGGGUUGUCAUGGUGUUAUGGUCGGUAGAGCCUUGUUAAAAUUCCCACAUCUUUUUAGUCCAAAUUAUAUCGAGGAUGAAAACUCACUUCGCUAUUUAUUUGAAGAUUGGUUACUUUUGUCUACACAAUAUACAGGAGGGACAAGUUUUGUAACUGUUCAUCAACAAGCAUAUUGGAUGAUGGAACCAUUUCUGGACAAAACAAAUAGAUUAAUUUUGCAUAGUAUUGGCAGUUUCCAAGGUUUAGUCGACUGGCUUUUUAAAUAUUUGAAGACAAAAAACAGCUGAUUCGUAUAUUUUCCUUGUACAGCAAAGCAUUUCCUACUUUAAUUGACAUACCUAUUUUCUUACAAUUAUUCUCAGAAUAAAUACAGCUGUUUCUAGCUGA